This is a messenger RNA of Andrographis paniculata, 1491 nucleotides long. Its product is annotated as UDP-glucosyltransferase 29-like. Lineage: Eukaryota; Viridiplantae; Streptophyta; Magnoliopsida; Lamiales; Acanthaceae. Gene Ontology annotation, molecular function: UDP-glycosyltransferase activity. The transcript has a single exon. The record is from RefSeq and is a predicted model, not a curated record. The coding region runs from base 1 to 1326 and encodes 441 amino acids.
AUGGAUCUUCCAAAAGCUUCAGGUUUCAAAAUCCUAAUGUUCCCAUGGCUGGCUCAUGGCCAUAUCAGCCCCUUUCUUGAGCUCUCCAAAAGAUUAUUAUCCAUAAAGAAUUUUCAUAUCUACAUAUGUUCGACAGCCAUUAAUAUCCUCUCAAUCGAAAGCUUCAUCAAGAGCAACAAUUUGGGGGACUCCAUGGAAGCCGUGGAGCUCAAAUUGGAGCCAUCCGUACAUCUUCCUCCACACUACCAUACCACAAAGAAUCUCCCUCCACAUCUCUUUCGCGAACUCUUAAAGGCCUUUCAGACAACCCGAUCGAGCUUUUCAGACAUCCUCGCCACACUGAAGCCGGAUUUAAUCAUCUACGACACUCUCCAACCAUGGGCUCCCAAACUUGCAGCAUCGCGAGGUAUUCCUGCAGUUCAUUUCUUUGUCGAUGGAGCAGCGUCAAGAUCGAACGACAUUCAUAGCAAUUUUCCAGAAUUACUUCUGAAUGAUUUCGAGAAGACGAGCCUUGGUGAGGAGGUGAAGUUUCUCCAUAAUGAUAUGUUUGAAGAGGGCGUCAUGAUGUCCGAUUUUAAUAUCGAACUAUCAUCCGAAGUUGUCCUGUUCAAGACCAGUUGGAGCUUGGAGGGGAAGUACAUAAACUAUGUUUCCAAUUCUUUCAACAAGAAAAUCUUACCGACAGGCCCUCUUGUAAAAUAUCAGGAUUCUUCUUCCCAAGACGAUAAUUCAGAGAUAUUAGAGUGGCUAAACAAGAAAGACCAUCAUUCGACUGUUUACAUUUCGUUCGGGAGCGAACUCGUCUUGUCCGAAGAAGAAGUCGAGGCUAUAGCAAAAGGGCUGGAGCUUUGUGAGGUGAACUUCAUAUGGGUUCUAAGAACAAAAGCCAUAGAAGAGAAACUUCCAUUAGGGUUUCUUGAGAGGGUCAAGGGAAGAGGUAUAGUGACUGGAUGGGCCCCACAGGCAAAGAUUCUGCAACAUUCUGAAAUUGGUGCAUUUGUAAGUCACUGUGGGUGGAGUUCUGUGACGGAGAGUGUGUACUUUGGGGUUCCCAUUAUUGGGAUGCCGAUGAGAAUGACUAUGGUUGCCGGCGCCAAUAUGUUGGUGGCGCGUGGGGUUUGCGUGAGGAUUCCGAGAAAGGAGAAUGAAGGGUAUAAGGGAGAGGACAUAGCAAUGGUGAUGAGGGAUGUGAUGUUUGGAGAUGGUGGAGAGAGGCUGAGGUGUAGAGCUCAAGAAUUGAGUGAGAAGAUGAAGAUGGAAGAGGUGGAAGAGAUGGAGGUCGUGGCAAACCAACUAUGGAAGAUUUGUUUGGAGAAUCAGCCAUAAGCAUCGAUGAGGAUUAGAUCUAUCAGCUGCUCAUCUGAUCAAGUGUACUGAUUUGAUCGGAUCAAACAUAUGUAUGUAAGUUUGGCAAUGGAGGGAAUAACAUAUAGUUCCUUCGUUUCAAUACAAUAAUUUUAUUUUUGUCAUUUUUUAUCCUUUUAAAUCAAU